Messenger RNA from Lodderomyces orthopsilosis Co 90-125, 3222 nucleotides. RefSeq names its product ubiquitin-ubiquitin ligase. Bases 1 to 3222 code for a protein of 1073 amino acids. Gene Ontology annotation, biological process: protein polyubiquitination. NCBI's taxonomy places the organism in Eukaryota, Fungi, Ascomycota, Pichiomycetes, Serinales, Debaryomycetaceae. Gene Ontology annotation, cellular component: cytoplasm; nucleus; ubiquitin ligase complex. Gene Ontology annotation, molecular function: ubiquitin-ubiquitin ligase activity. The transcript is spliced from 2 exons. The record is from RefSeq and is a predicted model, not a curated record.
AUGUCAAGUGCAGACGAGAUUCGAGCUAAGAGAUUGGCCAAACUCGCUGGAUCUAAUAGACCUAGCACGCCCCAACAGCAACUGCAACAACAACAGCCAGCAGCAAAACCAAUAACUGAAGAGCCCAAGGUUACGACGUCGGAACAGAAUACACCUACUACUUUCCAAUUAAAUAAAGUAGAGAAAGAACUGAAGAAUAUCCCCGAACAAUCGACUCAAAUUGCCACUGAUAAUCAUGCAUUGCCUGCUCCUUCACCCAAGCCAACACAAUCGAAAGAGGAUCAUAUUUCCCAAUGGUUGACGAGAGAGCUAGAGCACAUAUUCAAGAUCACAUUAGACUCCAAUAAAACCUCAAGCUCAGUAGUUUUUUUGCCUAAUUUAGCACACGAGUUGCAAAAUUCUAAUGACAAAUUAAAUGAGAAUUACUUGGACUCGAUCUUUAUGGAAAUAUUAUCAGAAACUGGAGUGCCGGGAAAGGGACCAACUGCAUACUUGUACUCGGUAUAUCAUGCUGCUUACAAAGUAAAAAGGUCGCUUCCAAUAAAGGCAGCUUUUCAUGAUGAAAAAGUGGAUCUAUUGAGUCAGAUUAUCAAUCUAGCAGUAAGGUAUGGUAAUAUGGGCUUACAAAUCCCUGACAUGUUUUUAUCAAGUAACAUUGAGCAAGCUUUAAACACAAUAGUGGAACGUUUUGCUGAUAUGUCAUCGUUUUUAGUAGACAUUAUUAAGGUUAGCUACGAAGAGGACAAUUUAUUAGAGCUUUUGAAUCUAAUUUUUCCUUACAUGAGUCUGAGAUUAAAAGGUAUUACAUUCAAAGAUCAAAGGUAUUUGAACUACUUGUCAGUCAUUGAAACCCUUGUUUCUAUCAAACCAGUUGCUGCAAUAUUCUCCCAGAUUGCAGGGUUUCAGCCACCUUCAAAAGAACUGGGGUUGGAUUAUGAACUCAAGUCAUUAUUGGGUCCAAUUUUGAGAGUAUCACCACUUAUCGAUACCGCAGGUCCUUAUUUUGGAGAAGAAGUAAGUAAAAUGUCCCCGAUCCAAAUCCACAGCGCAUACGAAUCACUUCAAAAUGAGUAUAAAGUAGCAUUGGAUCGAUUAUUUGUGAUUGUUGAUAAAUUAAUACGUGGGUCCACUGAGACCAGAACCAAUGUCAUUCAAUGGUUGGCUGAGUUGGUCAACAAGAGUCACUUGAGGCGGGGUAGUCACGUUGACUUUCAAACUGUUGCAAGUGAUGGAUUGAUGUUCAAUAUAACAAUAGUUUUGAUCAAAUUGAGCAUGCCAUUUUUAGAUUAUCCCACCUAUAGUAAAAUUGAUAAAAUUGACGUUGAAUAUUUCACAAAGAGCAACUUGUUAGACAUCAAAGAUGAAUCAAGGGUCAACUCAACAAUUGAAGAGGCCACUAAUUACAGUCAAUCUAAACGCGAAGAGCUUGGCACUGAUGCUACAAACUUUAUUUCUGAUUGUUUCAACUUGACUUUAGCUUAUUUACAUUAUGGUGUGGGUGGUAUAUUUAUCAAGUUCGACAGAAUGAAGCGUACUAUUGAGCAGAUGGAGAGCCAAAUAACUGCGAUUGAAGCUGGUCGUGGAGGAGCCGCACCGGCAAUGCGAGAACGGAUGAGAGCACAGUUGCCAAUAAUGCAUAGCAGGGUCAAUGCAUUGAAGUCACUGCAGCAUGCAAUCAACGCUGUGUUUAGCUAUAGAGAUUUGCAAUUGGAAAUUUUUGAUUUCAUUAUUGGUGCAACAGUGUUUAUUACUAGAUUAAUUGACCCAAAUCAUGCGUUCCCACAGAAGAAGUUGAGUAUUCCCAUUUUCAAAAUCACAAAAGUAUCGGAAUUAGACGAUCAUGAUUUUUUAAAAACCAAGACUCCGAUCCCGUGGAAGCAUUAUCCAGAAUUUCUUUUGGAAGGUAUCAUCAACUAUACCAAAUUUUCUGCCAAUUUCAGAGGUUGCCCGUUAGUUUUAAAUGAAGAUAAGUUGACAUUGUUUGUUGAGUUCAUUACCAUCUUGUUGAGGUGUCCAGAAUUGAUUGGUAAUCCCCACAUGAAGGCCAACAUUGUGGAGAUUUUGUACAUUGGUUCACUUCCCAGACAAGAUGGUCAUCCGGGCUUCAUGGUUUCCAUUUUUGAUAGAAAUGAGUUGGUUACACAUAACUUGUUGUAUUCAUUACUUGAUUUCUAUGUCAUGGUUGAGAAAACUGGUGCAUCGUCUCAAUUCUAUGAUAAAUUCAACAGUCGUUAUUACAUUUCUGUAAUUCUUGAAGAGUUAUGGAAGAUACCUCAGUAUCGAUUGCAAUUGAAAGAUUAUUCGGAGAAUAAUGUUGACUUUUUUAUUCGAUUUAUUGCAAGAAUGUUGAAUGAUACUACGUAUCUUUUAGACGAAACUUUCAAUUUGUUGAACUCAAUUCAUGACUAUCAAGUAGAAAUCAAACGUCGUCAAACUGGAAGUGAAGCAAAUGAGGAGAUGGGUAACGAUGAAACAUUGAAUGGUAAUUUGGAAGGUGAUGAAAGAAGAGUGAAAUCUUUAAUUGCCUUAUCAAAUGAAACUAUGGAAUUGUUCAAGUUGUUCACCAAAGAAGUACCUCAGGGUUUCGUGUUGCCAGAAAUUGUCGAUAGAUUAGCUGGCAUGUUGGAUUACAAUUUAUCAGUACUAGUUGGCCCUAAAUGUUCCAACUUAAAAGUUGCUGAACCUGAAAAGUACAAGUUUGAACCUAAAAAGAUUUUGAGUGACAUUUGUGAAGUUUAUGUCAACCUUUCAUUACAAAAAGGGUUUGUUAUUGCUGUUUCAAGGGAUGGAAGAUCGUUCAACAUUGCAUAUUUUAAGAAAGCCGAGAGUAUUUUAACCAAGAGGACAUUUGUUGAUAAUAGGAUAAUUAAUCUGUUGGCAAUCUUUGCUGCCAAAGCAGAAGAAAAUAGACUCAUUGAAGAGAGCGAAGAAUUGGAAUUGGGUGAAGUGCCUGAUGAAUUCUUAGAUCCAUUGAUGUUUACUGUUAUGGAAGACCCUGUUAUAUUACCAUCUUCUAAAAUUAGUAUUGAUAGAUCAACUAUCAAAGCUCAUUUGUUGAGUGAUGCCACUGACCCUUUCAAUAGAGUUCCAUUAAAAUUGGAGGAUGUGCAGGAUGAUAUUGACUUAAAAGCCAAGAUAUCCGCAUUCAAACUUCAAAAGAAACUGGAAAAGUUACAAGAGAAGCAACAACAAGGGGAAGAGGAUGUAGUAAUGACUGAAUAA